This is a messenger RNA of Alosa sapidissima (American shad), 3047 nucleotides long. Its product is annotated as CMRF35-like molecule 1. Lineage: Eukaryota; Metazoa; Chordata; Actinopteri; Clupeiformes; Clupeidae. The coding region runs from base 43 to 1161 and encodes 372 amino acids. Gene Ontology annotation, cellular component: plasma membrane. The record is from RefSeq and is a predicted model, not a curated record. Gene Ontology annotation, molecular function: transmembrane signaling receptor activity. The transcript is spliced from 7 exons.
CCAGCACGGCUGAACUAACUGGGAGAAGCGGAUUAUAAAAACAUGAUAAUUAUUUUCCUUUUCACCACAUUCCUUCUCACAGUUAAUGUCCAGGCCCUUUCUUUAACUGGACACACAGGAGGUGCUGUCAUUAUGAAGUGUGGUGGCUAUGAUGUACACAGGUACAUAAACAACAGAAAAUAUCUCUGUAAAGCAUCAGGGCCAGUGUGUUCUACGAAUAUCAUAGUGGAUAAUGGAGGCACCCCUGCACAAGACAAACGGUUCUCUCUACAUGACUACAAAAUGGAGGGGAAUUUCAUGGUAUUGAUCACACAGCUGACUCCUGCGGACAGUGGAACAUAUAAGUGUGUGGUGGAGAACACUACUAUAUCUAGGCCUGCUGACACAACAUUGACAGUUAAAACAGGUCCAUGGCAGUCUACUACAAUCUCUCGUCUUCUUGAGGAGAGCUUUAAGUUUAUCUGCGCUUUCCCUGAAGCAAACAAGGAGAGAAAGAAAUAUGUUUGCCACCAUCAGAGAAAGUUGACUUGCUUCGAACUCAACACAUCUGAGGAGAGGAGGCAGAUACACAUGCUACCUAAUGGCUCUGUGUCUGUGACCCUGGACCAGCUGACGGCAGAAGAUGCCGGAGAGUACUGGUGUGGAGUACAGGCAGCUGUAGGUGAAUCCAUCACUCUGAUCAGCCGGACCCAACUCAUGAUUGGUCCCGAUUCAUCUUCCUCAACAACAUCCUCAUGGUCCACAUCAGCAUCUUCCUCAACAACAUCCUCAUGGUCCACAUCAACAUCUUCCUCAACAACAUCCUCAUGGUCCACAUCAUCACCAUCAGUGCUGCCGACGGUACCUGGCCUGACUUUCCUAGGUAAGAGUGUGGUUGUCCAGGCCGGUCUGACUGCUGUAGCUCUGCUGCUGGUGAUCAUAGUUAUCAUCUGCAGGAAACAGAGGACAAGAGAGCAUUCCCACCCAUCUGACGGCCCAUCAAACAUCACUGAUAAAAACAAUCAGAUUUCUGUCACUGCCCACGUGUAUGAUGAGAUUAUAGAUACCAGUCAAACUCGUCCUAUACCCAACUCUGUUUAUGCCUUGGCCCAGUUACCCACAAUCCUUCCCAAUGACCCCACCUAUUUAACUGCUUGGUUGCCCACAAACCGACAAAGGUGAUGCCACCACUUUAGAAUGAUAAGGCUCUAUCUGACUCCUCUAUCUGUGUCCUGUGUUUCUUGUUGUAUGUAUUUUUUGAAAUAAUAUCUAAAGUGGUUUGUUCCACUUAUCAGUGUAACUGCAGGAAUCAAAUUAUAAAACUGAAACUCAAUGUGUCAGAACUACUCCAAACGCAUAUAGAACAUUAUAAUUCCAAGGGGGCAACUUACUCUCCAACACAUUUGUACUGCCCCCUGCAGGUAACACCCAAAUUUGUUAGACGUCAGUCGUUUAUCUUUUUUAGUCGUUAUAAACGGGAUGUCAAAACCUACAAUUUCCCAAGUAUUUCUUAUAGGUUGCAGGAACCUUUUGACAGGCUAAGCUGCGUCUUCCCUAUUGUUAUAUAUAACCUUUUACUCUAUUCAAUUUCAGGCAAAUUUAGAUAUUUUAUGGCCCCGUACAGUGGCUCACGCACGGAGGUGUUUGGCCUUGCAGGUUAUCUGACACUGGUUAUAAAGUCGGCGCAAGUUUGUUUCAUCGUAAUGAUCUGCAGAAUCACUACGGUCAAACUCUAGCUUCUAAACACAGACAUACCCUUGUCCCAUAUAAAUGGGAAUCAGAACACCAGAGAUUAAGGUUAUAGUAUAGUAAAAAAGUUUAUAUAGGACAAAUAUUGAUUUAAGAACGAAAAGAGGCACAAUAAACUAACCUAAAUGACCUAAGUACUAAGAACACAUUGAGAAAACAUUGAGAAAAAAGUUAAAGGAAGAGGAGAGCUAGAGAAUAAUAAGUUCAUGUCAUAAUCUUGUGCGGAUCCCUGGCUUCUCCUGGACCCAGUCGUUUGGCAUGGCCCCUCUUGCACUGGCCCCUCUCCGUGCUUGCUGGUGUCCUGACUAUAGGAUGAGAUGAGGCAAAAAAACAAAAGAGUAAAGAAAAGUACGAAAAUAACGGGGGGACAUGUUGGAAGGGAAAUGAAAGGGAAAUAAAGACGAGUAGAGGAAGUCAGAGCCCUGAACUACGGGAAAAGUUUCCUUUUAAAGGAGGAAAACUCCUCCCCUAACAAAUCAUUGGCUACUUAAGAUACAUAUCUAUAAAAAACAGGGUGCCUUCCCCACAGUGUUCAGAGUCAAGUCCAGACGUUACAUAGUGUUGGAUACAAUGGAGUCAAGUCAAGUCCAGACAUUACAUAGUGUUGGAUACAAUGGAGUCAAGUCAAGUCCAGACGUUACAUAGUGUUGGAUACAAUGGAGUCAAGUCAAGUCCAGACGUUACAUAGUGUUGGAUACAAUGGAGUCAAGUCAAGUCCCAGACGUUGUACAGAGUAUUGGUUACAAUGGAAAUAAAAUAUAAAAGGAAACAAAAAGCAGACACAAUGGCAUACAUCUUGAAUUCAGUUUGCAUUACAGUUCAUACAUGGAAUUGGUACAGGUUACAAAAGCAUAUGCCUCAAUAUGAAAUCUUUUAAUCAUUCAGUGCAAAGAUAAAAUGUAGUACGGCAUAGAAUUAUGAUAGGCACUGGUAGUAGAGGUGAAGGAGCUGGGCUAGUGUGCAGUAGCCUGAAAGUUGUCGGGUCGAUUCCUGGCUUCUACCAUUGUGCACCUAACCCCAAGUUGCUCCGGGGGAAAAUAUAAUCCCUUGUACAUACAGUAUGUAAGUCACUUUGGACAAGAAGUGUCUGCUGAAAGUAAUGUGAUGUAAUCUGUAUUAAUAGGCACUUUGUGUAGUGUGUUUUUAUCAAUUUUCUUAUACAGAGCCUUUUCGGAAAGAAGGGUGCUUGUUUCUUUAUUAAUCUCAAUGUACUCAUCUCUUUUUUCUUUCAUGUGCAUCAUGUGGUGUGCAACUGUUAACCUUCCAUUCUUAAUGUGAUGACAGCUCAAUGUUUUUGUUUUUUUAUAUACAUAUAGUUA